UGCAGUGUGCGUAGGAAUUUGUUCAUAGUUUGUUUCUUUUUUUAACUAUAGUCCGGCCCUCCAGCGGUCUGAGGGACAGUGAACUGGCCCCCUGUUUAAAAAGUUUGAGGACCCCUGCUCUGUAGGAACAGGUCUAAUGCAGUCUAUUUGCUGGGCAGGAGCUGGGUCCCCUCGCUGCUUCUCUCUGCUCUAAGGACUGACACGUGAGCAGAGAGCUCACGUCAGGGUGUCCACCACGGCUGAUAUUACAAAGCCUCGAAGAAAAAAGCUUCAUUAGGAAGACAAAGGAAAAGGAGUUCUAGUCAUGUAACUUUUAGGGUCAUUGAGAGAUGAAACCAAGAGGGGUUUGUCAUGAAAUAUAUUUUUGGCAAUUUCCUUAUUUUUGAUCCUGACAUUCAAAAAGUAAUCAAGGCAGAUGAGGAAACAUUUGAACAGUGCUAAAGAAUAUGCAAUGAUCGUGCCAACAAUAUGCCCAAGCAGGUGGAAGUGCGGAUGCUGGACAGCCACCUCAGCUCAGAGGAACCCAAGCACCGGAAUCUGGGCCUGCGCUUGUGCGCCAAGCUGGGGAAGAAUCUCCUGCUCACCCUGACAGUGUUUGGCGUCAUCCUGGGGGCAGUGUGUGGAGGGCUUCUUCGCUUGGCGUCUCCCCUCCACCCUGAUGUGGUUAUGUUAAUAGCCUUCCCGGGAGAUAUACUCAUGAGGAUGCUAAAAAUGCUCAUUCUCCCUCUGAUCAUCUCCAGCUUAAUCACAGGGUUAUCAGGCCUGGAUGCUAAAGCCAGUGGCCGCUUAGGUACAAGAGCCAUGGUGUAUUACAUGUCUACGACCAUCAUUGCAGCUGUGCUGGGGGUCAUCCUGGUCCUGGCUAUCCACCCAGGGGAUCCCAAACUCAAGAAACAGCUGGGGCCUGGGACGAAGAAUGAUGAAGUGUCCAGCCUAGAUGCCUUCCUGGACCUUAUUCGAAAUCUCUUCCCUGAAAACCUUGUUCAAGCUUGUUUUCAACAGAUUCAAACAGUGACGAAGAGAGUCUCGGUGGCACCUUCGUCAGACGAGGAGGCCAAUGCGACCAGCACAGUUGUCUCUCUGUUGAAUGAGACCAUGACUGAGGCUCCCGAGGAGACGACGAUGGUUAUCAAGAAGGGCCUGGAGUUUAAGGACGGCAUGAAUGUCCUAGGUCUGAUAGGGUUUUUCAUUGCUUUUGGCAUUGCCAUGGGGAAGAUGGGUGAGCAGGCCAAGCUGAUGGUGGAAUUCUUCAACAUUUUGAAUGAGAUCGUAAUGAAGUUAGUGAUCAUGAUCAUGUGGUAUUCUCCCCUGGGUAUCGCCUGCCUAAUUUGUGGGAAGAUCAUUGCAAUCAAGGACUUGGAAGUGGUUGCUAGGCAACUGGGGAUGUACAUGGUAACAGUGAUUGUGGGCCUCAUCAUCCAUGGGGGCAUCUUUCUCCCCCUGAUUUACUUUGUAGUGACCAGGAAAAACCCCUUCUCCUUUUUUGCUGGCAUUUUCCAAGCUUGGAUCACUGCCCUGGGCACCGCUUCCAGUGCUGGAACUUUGCCUGUCACUUUCCGUUGCCUGGAAGAAAAUCUAGGGAUCGAUAAGCGUGUGACCAGAUUUGUCCUCCCAGUUGGGGCGACCAUUAACAUGGAUGGUACAGCCCUCUAUGAAGCAGUAGCUGCCAUCUUUAUAGCCCAGAUGAAUGGCGUUGUCCUGGAUGGAGGCCAGAUUGUGACCGUGAGCCUCACGGCGACCCUGGCGAGUGUCGGUGCAGCCAGCAUCCCCAGUGCUGGGCUAGUUACCAUGCUUCUCAUUCUCACGGCCGUGGGCCUGCCCACAGAGGACAUCAGCCUGCUGGUAGCUGUGGACUGGCUGCUGGACAGGAUGAGAACAUCAGUCAAUGUUGUGGGUGACUCUUUUGGGGCUGGGAUCGUCUACCACCUUUCCAAGUCUGAACUGGAUACUAUUGACUCCCAGCACCGAGUGCAUGAAGAUAUCGAAAUGACCAAGACUCAAUCCAUUUAUGAUGACAUGAAGAACCACAGGGAAAGCAACUCUAAUCAGUGUGUCUAUGCCGCGCACAACUCUGUCAUAGUAGAUGAGUGCAAGGUAACUCUGGCAGCCAAUGGAAAGUCAGCCGACUGCAGUGUUGAGGAAGAACCUUGGAAACGUGAAAAAUAAGAAUCUGACUCUCAGCAAAUUCUUGCAUAAACUCCCCAGCAUAUCUUGUGGUAAAAGAUGACAUAAACAAGCUUUCUUUAAAAAGGAAAAAAAUUCAUAUAUUUCUAUGUUUACUUAAUCUGUUAGCUGAGGCUUAGAGGAGCUAUUAUAAGUCAGUGAUGACAGGCACGGUGCUGUGUCUUUGCCAAAUAACGCUUUAUAGUCGUCUAAUUUCCUCACUGGUAUUAUGAUUGUUUGAAUGGAUGCUGCUGGAGGAAUCUGAGUUGAAGACACGUUCCUGCCAGCUUCCCUUUUCUGUCAAGAUGCAGAAACAUGGAUGCUCUUUUCCCAGGAGCCAUGACUAAAGCAGUGUGGUACACUCCGGGGACCUGGGAAAAUGAGCAGACCCACUGUGUGUCAUUCCUUAAAGUGUUCUCCAUGUCCCCCUGUUGUGCACAAGAGAUUCUGUUAGAAGCCUCUAGAAGUAACUCCCCUUACACGUCUUACAGAGUUUGCACAUACAUUGAUUAAAAGCAAAUACCUGUCUUAGGGAACUCUAACAAAUUAUUGUCUAGGUACUCUUUAAGAUAAAUGUUUCAAAGAGAGUUUUAGUGGGAGCCAGACUCUGCAAGGAGCUGAUAAUGGGGCCCAUUGUGUUUCUGUCCCACCCUAUCUAGUCUGUGUGAAUAAUGAUUGAAAUUUCAGAGUAUGUUUCAUAAUCAUCUCUAAAUUUGAUCAUGGAUUAAGAAGUAUUUUACAUAUAACCACUGUACAUAUUGAUGAAAGUAAGAGAGCACAGUCAACAUAAAGUUUAACCAGAUUUAAAUAUUCAGAUUCAGUUAUGUUUGGUUUUCAUUCAUCUGGCAUAGUGAAACUAUGUCGUCCCCCCCACCUUUUUUUUUUUUUUUUUUUUUUGUCUUUGUUUCGCCUAUAUGAUUCUUUUUGGGGGUUUCUAACUAAGAAGACAUUUUUUUUUUCUUUGCUGUUUUUGGCCAGGGCUGGGUUUGAACCCUCCACCUCUAGUAUAUGGGGUCAGCACCCUACUCCUUUGAGCCACAGGCAGCACCCCCUAAGAAGACAUUUUUAAUCUGCAAACUAUUUCAGUCAUAUUCUCAUCAAUCUAGAAGGCCUGAUCAUUUUAGCAUCCUUGCACCUGGAGGACACUUGUGUCCAUUGUGCCUCUUUGGUAUCAUCUCUUGGUAAAACAAAACAAAAUAACCCCGUUACUUACCUAAUGUGUAGAAAGCUUUGUGUUGUGUGUGUCAAAGCACAUAAAACCAGUUAUGGGACACAGGUGGAAGCAGGGCCAGUCUUUCUCCUCAGUCUUCUGAGUGGAAAGGGACAGAAAACAAACAUCUGUACACAAUUCUAUAAAGGUGACACUGCUAUGGGAGAGAGUCUAGGGAGGAUUGAAUUAUGACGUGAGAACAAAGAAUGACUCUAGACAACUUCACAGGUGGAAUCUUGUUUAAGGCUGUGAAAGGGUAAAGGGAUAAAUAAUACCAUAGACAUAGCACAGUGCCUUGCAUGUGGCAGGCAGCCGGAGAAUCCUUAAUGAUUGGGUAUAGAAGCUAAAUGUUUAAUGUCUGCACUAUCAUUUUUUAAUUGAAUAACACACAGUAUUUUCCUAAGGUCGCUGGGUUUGAGAGUGAGCUGGGGACAUGAAUCACUAAUAAACAAAGCACCACUGACUCUGAGGAGUGCGUAGAACCCUAGUCCAUGGGUAGGAGUAGGGCUUAUCAUUUGAGAUCAGCAGAAGGUUGCUGAGAUGUUCAUGGUUACAGAACCCAAAUUCUCUGAGGUGAGGGUGUUUAUGGCUUAAAGUGCCCUUUAUUACCUACUCCUUGUGAAUUCUGUCUUCCAAAUCAGACACCUUUGGAAUAUACAAGAGAUGUGAGAUUCUAGCUGUUUUUGUCUUCUAAGCCCUAGUUAUUUUUGGAUCAGGAUCACUAUUGACAGUAUUAAGCAGAUUUUGGUUUUGGUUUUGAAAUGACAUUGGUCUUUAUUUUCAUUCCAUGGGCAGUUAACAGGGUUGCCAAAGAUAUACUCAAAUGUAGUAGUGGAAAAUAUAUCCUUGACAGUAGGCAUUAUGGGCCAGGAGGACAAUUCCUAGAUUUUGCUUUGACAUUGGCUGAGACUGUCUUUAAGUGAUGCUCCAAGAGCUUUCUCAUGGUAAAUAGAAGGUUGCAGGCAAGGAUUUUUGCUGUGGAAGGCUGACUUGACAUUUGUAUACACUCUCAUGUUUCUUAAAGGAGUGGUCACAGGGUUGAUUUCUCAAAACUCUGCCUAAAAAUCUUUCUGGGCUGUUUUAUCUUCACUUUUUCCCUAGCUAUCUUGUUAGCCUAUAAAUAUAUAAACAGAUAAUGUAUUCAGAGCAAAUAAGGUUUCUCUGGUUUGAGACUAUAUAUAAUACAUCUCAUGAGAAUAUACUUAGGAGGUCAUGUUUAACUGGAAAUCCAAUUAAUCAUAUUAAAAGGAAACAAUUUUUCAAAACUCAGGACUAGCCUGUGAAUUUAGGGUAUACAUAGAGUUGACCUCUGGCUUUUUCAGGCCUCAUUUACUCUCCCCAUGUCAUUCCCAUUGGGGAUUUCCUUUCCCAGCCCAUGUGCCAUAAGCAGAACAAAUGGAUCAGAGUAGUCCUGUAAUAACCUUUAUCUAAAUAGCAUAAGUAUAACUUGUCAGUAAUAUGUGUAGAUUUGUCCUAAUAGGUCUAAAUAGCUGUGAAUGCUUGUAAUAGUCUACUAACAUUUGAUGCAUAAAUGUUACAUUUACAUACGGAGACAGCAGGGUCGAUAUGUACACAGCAGCCCCUAAGUCCCAUGCGUCAGGACUUUGGCAACACCAAUUUAUUAUAGGCUCAUUCACUUUUUUUAGGAAUCAAAAUCAUUCCAGAGAAAGCCAACUAAGUAGACAUUAAUCCUUCUCUUUCUCAUUCUUGCCCUUGGGAAACUCAACUGGAAUCAUCAUUAUUACUCACUGAAAUUCAAUGAUUCAAAUUCAAGUGAGAAGAGUAGCUUGACUCUCAAAGCAACACUUUACCUUAGACUUUUAACGCUGUGGCUCCCAUACAAACAGCAUCAGAGAGUCAAGGUGACCACCUACAUGACACAAAUCCCCAAUAUAGGAUGUUAAGUGAUGGGAUCCGAACCAUGGAGCUAUCAGAUUCAAUAUUUUGUUUCUUAGUGUAUGGAGAAAUGAAGCCCAUGAUCUUGUUGCCUGUGGAAGUUAACAUGCCCCAUAAAGGACAAAUACAUAUUUCUCCUCUUUGACUCCUCCUCAGCCUGGAUAUUCACGAGAAGGAAGAGUGUCAGAAUACCUAGAUCCUGGAUUUAGACUCAUGGAAUCUGAGAAGGGCUUAGGGAAAAUUCAGUUCAUGGGCUGAUUCCUGGUAGGUGAUGCCAGGAAUCCCAAUGACCAGUUAAUUAGGUGGUCUCAGGUCAGUUUCACUCAUGCCUGGAGAAAUGUAUCCUUUGCCAAAGUAGCUAAUCAAAAAGCCCUUUGGAGUGAACUGGUUGGGAAACUCAAUGUACUGGGUCUCUCCCCACAAAAAAAACCCCUAUCUUGCCAUGGUUUUGCAAAUAUCACACUUUCCUUUGCUCUCAAUAGCAAAAUCUGUGUUAUAAUUUUUUGCUUUUGUCAGAAUUAAGGCUUCUGCCACCUGUGCAAUAUUUUCCCAUGAAACACAGCAAUAAAUCCACAUGGGUAUGUUCUUGCUCAGAGAUGAUUCUCUGUAGUUCUGACUCCUAAAAAACAAGUCUCAGCAGCUCUUGCCUGGUUUGAUGACUAAAAGUGCACAGCAGUUACACCCUAGUGGAGGUGUUUUUUCCCACUGAGCUGCUCCCUAACUCUCAGGGCUAUCCAGGUGUCUGUCUGGGCUAUGGGUUUACUUUGCUUGUUCUCCAACUGAACUCAUUCCAAGCCAAAAAAAAGGACCAAAUGGGAUUUCCAGUUAUUGUUGUACUUGCCCUUUAAAUAAGAAUGCCAGGUCUUGGGGCAUAAGAAGAUUAAAUUAAAGCAAAGAGCCUGAAAGAACUCUACAGUGAGAAUUUUUUAAAUGUAGUUGUCAAAGAAAAUUAAUGGUCCCAAUGUUGAGACAUCUUCUACAAGAAGAGUCACUUCAAGGCCAACCCAGGCAGACUUUGGGUGGAGUGAGUUCAAAGCUAAAUAUAAAUACGUAAAUAUUGAGCAAACAUUUCCUUGUGAUUUUCUCUAAAGGAAAACCCAAUUUUCUGCUCUUCCCCUUCCUUUCCUUUUAUUCUAUGUAUCACUGCUGCUUUAUAAAGAGACAACUUAGUAAACCAUCACACAAGUCUGUGCAAGUGUUGGUUUUAGAAUAGAUAACAGCAAAUCUCAAUUGAAUAGCAUACAAUUUUAUAGAAUAACAUAGUUAAUGCAGGCAAUGACAUAGAGAUGAUAAGAAAUAACACGGUUUGGUAAAGGGGACAUUUGAUGUAGACUUUGCCCAUUUUUAGCUGUAUGACUUACACAAGCCACUUUAUGUCCCAACUCAUUUUCUCCCAUAGAAAAAGUGAAGAGAUUAGAUUAAAUGAUUAAAGUUCCCUUCUAGCCCUAUGAAUCCAAAGUAUUAGGAUCUCUGUUUUACUUUCUUCUUUAUUAAGAGGCUCAAUAAAAUAAAAUGUUAUUUAUAUUUUAUGUUGGAGGAACCCACAAUCAUGAAUAAUUGAUUUAGAUUUUUCUCAUCUCCUUUGGGAGAAAUUAAAUUCAUUGGCUGUUUAACAACAAGCUUGGAAGGUGGCCACCUGCAUCCAUAGUUUGAUGUUUUGGGACACCAACCAACAUCCUUUUAUAAAAGUUCCCUUUACCUCAACUCACUGUCCUAGUAGAAGUAGCAAUUCAGCUCAGGGAAAAGUGCUGCCAGUGUCACCAUGAGGGGACCCGAUGAACGGAUAGCCCCACCCAAACUCUUGCAUCAUUCCUGCUGUAGCAACAGAGCCCACUCUGAAUACCCAAAACACACAAUUUUCUCUGAACAGUCCUAAUUGCCAACCCAGUAUGGGAAUUUGGGAGCCUUUGGCAGAACUUGAACACUCUUAUGAAAUUUGGUGCAAGACUUACACAAUCACAGCAAUUAUCUGUAAAUACCUUCUCUCCUCUGACUGUAUGCACAUGUGCACAUCCAUUCAUAAGUCAGCUAGAUGGAGCACUUUCUCUGAAGGGUUAUGCAAGGAUAUUUGAUUGAAUUCAUAUUCCAACUUCCCUGUCCUUUAUCAUGGACAUCACUUUGCAGGGAGUAAAGCUCUCACUGACCAGAAUGGAGUUUUCUGACUAUCAUCUCCCUCUUCAGUGCCUGAGGAGUUUCCAGGGUGGAUGGGACACUUGCCUGGUCCACAAGGUGCAUGUCACCAGCCAUCACUUUUGAACAACCCCUUGCCCUUUCUGACACCGUUGCUUGAAUUUUUGCUCUUCGUCCAAACUUUGCUAAACACAGAGUAGAGUUGGUAUUUAAUGUGUUGCAAGCACCUUUAUUGCUAGAGAAGACUUCAGCUCUUUACGUUUGGGGGAUUGAGAUAUAAAACUGGGCUUAAAAGGAUUGGGCUUUGUAUGUUUGUCAGUUUUUUCCAUUGGCACAAAAGACCUGAUGCAUGGGCCACAAGAUAAACAUGAUUUCUUAAUUGAUCUGUAUAAGAACCUGUGGAAAAAUGAGUUCCUAUUUCAUUCAUUCUAAAUGAUAUCCUGAUAUACUGAUUAGUUUUUUCCCAUGUCCAGCCUUGCUUCACCUUUCCACUCCCAGCCCAAGUAUCCAUUUUGAUGUUUCAUAAAGUCCUUCUGGUUUCAAGGCAGGGCCCUUUUAUGUUGAGCAUAAAACCACUACUGGAAGAGACCUCACUGCUUUGCAGAGUCAGCACUUGACCUAGAGAAUGGGCAGCAACAGGCCCCCAGUUCCUCUGGAGAUACCCCUCAAUCCCUGGGCAAGUGCCAGAACCUGACAACCAACUGUUACCUUUUUGUCCAUCUCUGUAGAGAUGGGGAUGGUGCAGGUGGAACCUCCCUCCUCCUGGGGCUCUGUUUGUUCUCAUGGCAACAAUUUUGCCUCCCAGGAAACAGCCUGUUGCCUUGAUUGGGGACAAAUACACACACCAGCCAAGGCAGUUGGUCCAGCACAUCUCUGAGGUGUCUCCCCCAUGGACCAAAUUCUCUAAAAUAUAUGAUCAGAAAGUUGGCUCUUUGCUGGUUUAAUACUCUGUGAGAGUUACUUUCCUUCCUAGAAACAUCCUUUGAUGUCUAGAUUCUUCUAUAAAUGACCUUAAUGCCCUCCCUUCCUCCUUCUCCUGGAAAACCUCAGCAUUGCAUCUCCAUGUUGCACAACACGGAUCAGAUUAUCUGAUCACUAUAGAGAUUUGUAUAUAAAAAGACUACUUUUUUGAGGAUUUUUGUAUAUUGUUUUUCUAUUUGUUUUCUACAGCUUGAGGAGAGAGCUGGCGAACUGUGAAUCUAAUUUGAUCUUGUUGCCAGCAGAUAUAUUUUGGCUUCCUGGUAAAAAUCUCUGUUACCAGGAAUAAUCUAUUGCCCUCUGAUCAGUAUUGCACCCCUAAUCCACAAAUUCCUCCAGCCCAAUCUUACAUUCUUUUUUAAAGAAAUCCCCAAGAUUCUUUGCUGUUAUUUAUAAAGAGCAUGAGAAAGUGUAUUUAUAAUCCUGGAUAGUAUAUGUUUAAUAUUAAUUUAGCCUUUAAUAAUGGUAUAGGUUUGUAUCUAUUAUUCAGAAACACAAAGAACUCAGUGUAGACUGAAUUAAUCCACUUAGUAUCUGUAAUUUUACAGACAGAUAUUUUCUUAUGGUAUUUUCUAUAUAACCACACACGUAGAAUUACAACCAAUUAGAGCACAAGGAGUUUCUAUAGCAAUCUAGAGCCAUCAAUUGUUUCCUGACUACAUAAUCACAUUUGAAAAUUUGAAAAAUUUAAGAACCCAGUCCUUAGUGAUGCAAUGAACAAAAUGACCACUAAGAACAAGGAAUUGUUUAGAUCCCUUAGCUGGUUAGGAUAUAUGUCUUAAAUGAUUAAUCUUUUUUUAACUCAAGGAAUGGUGCUGAUUUCUUAUUUUUGACACCAGGCCUUGUUUUUCCAGUUGAGCAUUCUAAUUCUGCUUUUCUCUAAGACUAUCGAAGACAAGGUAAUAAUAGUGGAAUUCUUUCUAUAUUAGAAUGUUUCCUUGUUUUCUAAAUGUGUAUGUGAAAAUUGGCUCAGAAAAAUUUUGAGUAACAGAGACUGAGUAUGAGUAUUAGAAACAAAAUCAGGACAGAUUUGUUGCAAUUAAUUUUUGCCAAGCAAAUUGGUAGUCAGUGUCACAUGGUUACAUGAACUGAGCACAUACUUUUUAAAGAAAAUUUUUUAGUACCAGCUAUGAAGCAAUACUGUAUCACUGGGGGCUGGAAGUGGGGGCUUAGAAUCACAUUGAAAUUGUUUAGAGGCAUCCCAGGUAGAUUCUGUCCUCAGGUGAAUAACCACAAACUAUGUAACUUCCCCAAAAGGUAAAAUAAUAGCCAGUGCAAAAACAAGGUGUCUUCCGCCAAACACAGUUUUUGAUGUGGUGUUGGGACUAAUAUUUCUAUUAGUAUUAAAAAGUAGUCAGUUACAUCAAAAAUGUACUGAUAUGUAUUUGAACUUGCUCUUCAUUAAGCAAACAAAUUAGAUAUGCCCUCAACUGGCAACGAUUGUAUCUGUUUUCAAGUACAGCCAGCUGUCAAAGCAUGAAACUCUUGUGUGUACACUCUGAUACUUGGUUCACGCAUGAAGAACAGUGCCUAUGCACUUUGUGUAGCUAUAAUGUAGGUAUCUAGGUGUAAUUUCAGUGAAAUUGUGUAUAGAUGUAUUGUAAUUUAAUUUAUAUGUUAUUUUUGGCUAUUCAUCUAAAUGCAGUAGAUGUGUUGAUUGGUGUUUUGCAAACCCUUUUUACCCUUCUUAGAUAUCUGGCUGUGAAUCAUUUCUCCUCUUUCUCAAUGUGGUCUGGGGGAUAUAUUUAAGUGAAGAACUUAUCUAUAAAUCCUUUGUAUUGAUGAUUGUUUGAAAGUCUGUGUGUGUCCAGCACCUUUGUAAAUAUGCAAUUCAGAGCAGGGAUGGGCUGGGUGUGUGUCCUGGUUCUUAGUGAAAGGUCAUCCCACGUCUGUAUAAUAUGCAGUGAAUGCAACUGUGGAGCUUUUGAUUAUCUAGGCUUAUGUAGGUUUAGAAUGAGGACAUUUAUCUACAGUCCUCCUUCACUUGGUGGAUUUGGCUCAAAGAGACAAAAGGUUAGUUGGCCCCUGUGCAUGUUAGCAUCAUGUCCUUAGGGAAGGGUCAGCCUGUCCGGUUGCCAAAUACUCUUCAUGAUGCUCCUGACUUAAAGUUCUGAAGAGCCUUGUCCCCCUUUGGUUCUUAAGUCAGGUUUUGGGAAAAACAUUUGCUGACUAACUGCCAUGCAGGUGAAAUCCCACAAAAGCACAGUUCAGGCUGUAAACGAUGCAGUUAUCUGCAGAAAGGUAGAAAACUAGGAGCACAUGAGUAGCCAGAGGGGCAACUGGUGAAGCACAGAUCCCACAUAUGUGAGGGAGUAUAAACUUCUCUACCUAAUAUGCUCUGUGUGCAUGUUUUGGAUGAAUGAUGAGAUUAACUAGUGAAAAUACACACUUGCCUCCUAAAACACACAUUCUGUAUAAUUAUCACUCAAUACAAUGCUAUGAGGUCUAGAGUUCCUGUAACCCCUUUCUCUUCCCCAAGGACAGAGAAGAUAGAGCCAUGUGCUUUAGAGAACACUAAGUGUCCCUCUCUUUUCUCAAAAGGAGAGAAGCCUAAGAUAUUCAAGGGCAUGAAGCACAUUAACUUGCAGUGGCUUCUCCAGAUGAGUGUAGUGAGGGGAAUACAGUGGACAGGCAAUUUUUUCCUUGAAGAUGUGGCUACUUCAACUCCUGUCAAAUUCAGGAUGGAAAAUUUAUGAAAGAAAACCAGCCUGUAUGCAGGAUUCUCUUUGAAGAUUCUUGUGUUCAGAAAGAAAUAAUAAUUGCUUUCCUAACAUUCACAAUCCCCACUGGUCUGAAGUCAUGUUGCAUAGAGCAUAUAUAGCACAUAGUGUUUAAACACUAAUGAAUGCAGAAAGAUAAGAGCUUCAACUGAAUUUUUGGUUGUUUCUUAUAUACGGUACUAGAAAAUGCCUUGUUAGCUAAGCACAUUUUGGGUAGUUGAGGUCUUUUGUUUCCACCUUUAGCUUUCUAAGCUUUAUUACAAUGUGGACUGAUUACUGUAACAUUUUGUGUGUAAAAUAACUGGAUAUUCUUUAUAUACUGGAAAUAACCUGUGAAUCCAAAAUUUCACUAAGUGUUUUAACUUUUGUGUACAUAUCUCCCUUCAAUAAAUGUGAAUUCCAAUU
Molecule: messenger RNA, 11502 nt
Organism: Nycticebus coucang (slow loris)
Lineage: Eukaryota; Metazoa; Chordata; Mammalia; Primates; Lorisidae
Gene: SLC1A2
Product: solute carrier family 1 member 2
Exons: 11
Coding region: 469-2166 (565 amino acids)
Biological process (GO): L-glutamate transmembrane transport
Cellular component (GO): plasma membrane
Molecular function (GO): glutamate:sodium symporter activity; L-glutamate transmembrane transporter activity; neutral L-amino acid transmembrane transporter activity
Source: RefSeq, a predicted model, not a curated record